AUGAGUUCUGAAGAAACCGUCGAGAGAAAUAGAAAAAUUAGAGGUUCGGUUCGUACCAGUGUAACAAAAUUAAUAAGGAAAUUGGAUGAGGAAUUGCAAAGCGAGAAUCCGAACCUAGAAGUGUUGCAGGAAUCGCUUUCAGUGUUAAUCGAGAGAGAAACUAGCUUGUUAAAAUAUGAUGAAGUUAUUAAUGCUCAAAGCACUGUUCAGGAAUUAGAGACAGAAGUAGAACAUUGUUUAGAAUACAGCGAAUCCAUCAUUAGAUGUAAAUCUAAAGUCAAUAGAUAUAUUCAAAAUGUGGGUAAAACCGGAACAACUUCACAAGUUUCGGAAAUCAAAACUAAUUAUAAUACUAAAUUGCCUCGCAUUACCUUAGAAACUUUCAGCGGCGAUUUAUGUAAAUUUACUGAAUUUUGGGCUCAGUAUAAAGCUGCCAUUCACGAAAACAAUACGCUUCAAGAUGUUGAGAAGUUUAACUAUUUAAGAUCUUUACUCACCGGUUCAGCUGCAAAAGCUAUAAGCGGAUUGCCAUUAAUAGGAGAAAACUAUAUAAAGGCCAUCGAAAUCUUAACUGACAGAUUUGGGAAAAAAGAAAUAUUAGUUAGCGCUCAUAUGAACGUUCUCCUAGCUUGGAGCCAGUACGCCGAUCAAGUGAUGUAUCCAGUUUAA
Stegodyphus dumicola is the source of this 669-nucleotide messenger RNA. RefSeq lists its product as uncharacterized. The record is from RefSeq and is a predicted model, not a curated record. Lineage: Eukaryota; Metazoa; Arthropoda; Arachnida; Araneae; Eresidae.